AGUCCACUUUCACAUACACAAAAGCCAAAAUUUCCCUCACUAACAAGAAAGGAACAAAACCCACAUCCCAUAAUAUCUUUUUACACCACUCUCUCUUCACUCUUCCUCGAGCUAAUAUAAAAACCAUAUAUAUAUACACAUACCAUAUCGUCACUUCACUUACAAUAUAUCCCAACAUCCAUAUUUUUCUUUGCAGAAUCCAAAUGAACCCCAUUAACCCAAAAAUAUCAAACAUUUAAGUAGUACUAGUAAUAGUACUUCUUCUUCUUCCCUUGGCACAAUACAAGUACUUAGUUUAUUAUUCCCUGCCAAAAAACAAAACAGUCUAGCUCACAAAGUGUUUGAUAAAAAAAAAAUGAGAGGAGGAAUUUGUACAGUACAGCAGGCUCUCACUGCCGAGGCUACCAGCUUAGUGAAACAAGCUGUUAGCCUUGCAAAAAGGCGAGGCCAUGCCCAAGUGACUCCUCUCCAUGUAGCAAGUGCCAUGCUUGCAACCUCAACAGGACUUCUUAGAAAGGCCUGUUUGCAGUGCCAUUCUCACCCCCUUCAGUGCAAAGCACUUGAGCUUUGCUUCAAUGUGGCUCUCAACCGCCUUCCUGCAUCUAGUCCUAGCCCAUUGUUAGGCCCUCACUAUGUCAAUCCUUCCUUUUCCAACGCCUUGGUUGCUGCCUUCAAGCGCGCUCAAGCGCACCAGCGCCGUGGUUCUGUUGAGAACCAGCAGCAGCCUAUCUUAGCUUUGAAAAUAGAGUUGGAACAGCUUAUCAUUUCUAUCUUAGAUGAUCCAAGUGUUAGUAGAGUUAUGAGGGAGGCUGGUUUUUCUAGUACUCUAGUGAAAAGUAGAGUAGAACAAGCUGUUUCUUUAGAGGUUUGUUCCCAAAGUCCAGGUAGUAAUAAUGGUCAGUCUAAGGAGAGUGUCAAGCCUCUUAAUGGUCUUAUUGGCUCUCAUCAUCACGUGUCUCAGUCCUUACCUUCUAGUCAGUAUCCUGUUUCGGUUAGCAAACCUUUUGAUCAAAUUAGGCAAGAGGAUGUGAAUAAUGUGUUGAAUGUCAUGUUGAACAAGAGAAAAAACACUGUUAUUGUGGGAGAGUCUUUGGCUACAGCAGAGGGUAUAGCUAGGGGAGUGAUGGAGACAUUUGAGAGAGGAAAUACUUCUGGGAAUUAUAGAUACUUGCAGUUCAUCAGUUUUCCUCUCUUCUCUUUAAGAAAUAUUUCAAAAGAGGAGGUUGAGCAGAAGCUGAUGGAGCUUAGGUGUGUUGUUAAAAGCUAUAUGGGAAGAGGGGUUGUCUUGUACUUAGGUGAUCUCACAUGGGUUUCUGAGUUCUGGUCCAGUUGUUCUCAGCAAAGAAGAAACUCCUACUUUGCCAUGGACCAAAUAUUCAUGGAGCUUAAGAGGUUGGUCUCCGGAAUAGGGGACACCAGUGGUAGAGUGUGGCUGAUGGGAAUCUCAACCUUUCAAACUUACAUGAAAUGCAAAACAGGCCACCCUUCACUUGAGACGAUUUGGGAACUUCAUCCUCUUACAAUCCCAGUUGGAAGCUUGAGCCUAAGUCUCAAGUUUGAGAGUGAUGUGGAAGCUGAGGUCAGUACUAUCAUGACAUCCAAAGAUAAGUCUGGUCUUGAAACUGCAGAAGAGAAUAAUAAGCACCUAAUAAGUUGUUGUGCUGCCGAUUGCUCCUGUAAUAAUCUUGACAAACGCAAUAUUACCAACUCUAGUACUGUCUCAACAUUGCCCUCAUGGCUCCAAAAAUGCACAGAAGAGAACAAAAAAAACACUACCAAAAAUCAGGAAUAUUGUAUCACUGUUGGGGAUCUAUGCAAGAAAUGGAACUCAUUUUGCAGUUCAGGCCCUAAUAAGUACUCAAACUUUGCUGAGAAGCCCUUCAACUUUUCAUCAUUGUCUCCUACAAAUUCACACGAUUGCAACCAGGGAUUGCAUGAUCAUCAGUCACAACAGAGUAGGCCGGUUACUACUUUUGGGCCCAAACAGCAGUCACCAAAAGAGUACCAAUUCUGGGUUUUGGAAAACAGUGAUGAUGGUUAUGAAAGCAAUGUGAAAAUGUUCAUUCCAGAAGAAAAUGAUGAUGAGCCAGCUGUAGCUAAACCUGAACUCCUAUCAAAUCCCAACUCUAGUCCAAAUUCAGCUUCUUCUAGUGAAGUAAUGGAGGAGGACCAAGAUGAAGAUCUCCCAAGUUUCAAGGAGCUAAACUCAGAGAACCUGAGAAUUCUUUGUGAUGAGAUGGAGAAGAAUGUGCCAUGGCAGAAAGGAAUCAUUCCUGACAUUGCCACAACCAUUCUUCAGUGCCGUUCAGGAAUGAGCCAGAGAAGAGGCAAAUUCAAACUCAAGGAGGAGAAAGAAGAAAGCUGUUGGCUCUUCUUUCUUGGUGCUGAUUCCAAAGGCAAAGAGAAGAUUGCAAGAACGUUGGCCAAACUUGUUUUUGGCUCUCAAAAUGAGUUUGUCUCCAUUGGUCUGAGCAGCUUUUCAUCAUCAACUAGAGCUGAUAACUCAACUACUGAAGAAUAUUCCAAGAUCAACAAAAGGACUAGAAAUGAAUCGGGUUGCAGUUAUGUACAAAGGUUUGGUGAAGCAGUGAAUCAGAAUCCUCACAGAGUGUUUUUCAUGGAAGAUUUGGAAGAAGUUGACCAUUAUUCUCAAAAGGGUAUCAAGAAUGCGAUUGAAAGUGGAAGAAUAACACUUCCAGAUGGCGAAACUGUUCCCCUUAAAGAUGCCAUUGUCGUUUUCAGCUGUGAAAGUUUCAUGAGUUCAGUGUCCAGGGCCAGUUCUCCCACAAGAGGCCAAAAAUCAUCUGAUGCAAUAAUAAUCAAAGAGAAUAAUGAUGAUGGACCUGACACAGAGGACAAAACCCCCUGUGUUUCACUUGAUUUGAACAUUGCAUUUGAAGAUGAUCACCAUGAAGAUCAUGAUGAGGAUUCAGAUUCCCACGUUGGUUUACUGGAAGCUGUUGAUAGGAAAUUUAUUUUCUUGGGUUAAGAAUUUUAACAAGGAGGGAACAUUGGGAUUUCAUUUAUUAUCAGUUAACUUUUAAUUGCAGUUUUUUUUUUGUUCCUUUUUUUAAGAAUUACAUUUAGGUUUUUACAAGUGCUUGGUUGGUUGGUGGUAUGGUAUAUGGGACUUACCUAGGAAAACACAAUGUUGUUCACUUUGUAUUUUUACGAUGUAGUGACGAAUAUAUAUAGUCUGAGUAAUUAACAAUGUGUAUAUUAAUUUCUCUCUACUCAUCCUUUAUUUAAUUUA
Cannabis sativa is the source of this 3253-nucleotide messenger RNA. Its product is annotated as protein SMAX1-LIKE 3. Bases 356 to 2989 code for a protein of 877 amino acids. The record is from RefSeq and is a predicted model, not a curated record. The transcript is spliced from 3 exons. NCBI's taxonomy places the organism in Eukaryota, Viridiplantae, Streptophyta, Magnoliopsida, Rosales, Cannabaceae. Gene Ontology annotation, molecular function: ATP binding; ATP hydrolysis activity.